Molecule: messenger RNA, 1011 nt
Organism: Aspergillus terreus NIH2624
Lineage: Eukaryota; Fungi; Ascomycota; Eurotiomycetes; Eurotiales; Aspergillaceae
Product: guanine nucleotide exchange factor SDO1
Exons: 2
Coding region: 1-1011 (336 amino acids)
Biological process (GO): cytosolic ribosome assembly; ribosome biogenesis
Source: RefSeq, a predicted model, not a curated record
AUGCCGAUCAACCAGCCCUCCAACCAGAUCAAGUUCACCAACGUCUCAAUCGUGCGAUUGAAGAAAGGCAAAAAACGCUUCGAGCUCGCCUGCUACAAGAACAAACUCCUCGAAUACCGCUCCGGCGCCGAAAAGGACCUCGACAACGUCCUCCAGGUGCCGACCAUCUUCCUCUCCGUCUCCAAAGCCCAAACAGCCCCGUCCGCCGAACUCGCCAAGGCGUUUGGCGCCGACACCCCCGCCGAUGACAUCCGGCAGGAGAUCCUCCGCAAGGGCGAGGUGCAGGUGGGCGAGCGCGAGCGCAAGGAAAUCAUCGAGCGGGUCGAGAAAGAAGUCCUCGACAUCGUGUCCGGGCGGCUGGUCGACCCGACGACGAAACGGGUGUACACGCCGGGGAUGAUCUCGAAGGCGCUGGAUCAGCUGAGUUCGGCGAGCGGACAGAUGCAGCAACAAGGGGAAACGGGUAGCGGGGCGGAAGACGGGAGUCGCCCGCGCAAGCCGCUGUGGACGGGCGUGACGGCCACCAAGUCAGCCAAAAGUCAGGCGCUGGACGCGAUGAAGGCGCUCAUCGCGUGGCAGCCGAUUCCGGUGAUGCGCGCGCGCAUGCGUUUGCGGGUUACCUGUCCGGUGUCGCUUUUGAAGCAGAGUGUGAAGGGGGCGGGGGCCGCUGCGGGAGGUAGUCCCAAGGAGACGCCGCCGUCUGGAGGCGGCUCGAAAUCGAACAAGAAGGGGGGCAAGGGAUCGAAGAAGUCUGCCCGACAGCAGGAGUCCGACGCAGAGGACGAGUCGAGUGCGGGACCGGCACCGCCCAAGGCACCGGGGACCGUUAAGGACAAGAUUCUCAGCUACAUUGAGUCGGCCGAGUCACAGGAAGUCAUGGGCGAUGAAUGGGAAGUGGUUGGAUUCGCAGAGCCAGGAGCGUUCAAGGGGUUGAAUGAGUUUGUGGGCAAUGAGACUCGGGGACGGGGACGAGUGGAAGUCUUGGAUAUGGCUGUCACUCAUGAAGAGUAG